Molecule: messenger RNA, 7136 nt
Organism: Stegostoma tigrinum
Lineage: Eukaryota; Metazoa; Chordata; Chondrichthyes; Orectolobiformes; Stegostomatidae
Gene: ccnjl
Product: cyclin J-like
Exons: 5
Coding region: 159-1403 (414 amino acids)
Biological process (GO): mitotic cell cycle phase transition; regulation of cyclin-dependent protein serine/threonine kinase activity
Cellular component (GO): cyclin-dependent protein kinase holoenzyme complex; cytoplasm; nucleus
Molecular function (GO): cyclin-dependent protein serine/threonine kinase regulator activity
Source: RefSeq, a predicted model, not a curated record
UGUGAGACACGGUGACCGGGAGGCAGCUGCAGCGGUUAGCGUCGAGCUUGGUCUCGGGGCUCCGGCUCUCCGCUACCCAGGCCUAGCGGCGGGCCGGGCUAGGCUGGGUCGGGCCUGACCGGGCUAAGGACCCAGAGCCCGGUCGCCGUCGCUGCCGGAUGCCGGUGUGCUCGGAUCGGAAGGGCCUCUUUGUGUGGAUGGGAAGGAUGGAGUUAGAAGAGCAGUGGUGGAAGGGGCAACUGGCGAGCGACAUACACCAGGCGCUGAGAGUCAAGGAACUGAAGCUGCCUGUCUACAAGGCUCAUUCACCACAGAUUGGCUUGCGCCGCUAUUUUGCUGACCUCCUUGCCAUCUUAAGUAAUCGCUACCAGCUUUGCCCUACGGCACGUCACCUUGCUGUUUACUUACUAGACCUCUUCAUGGAUCACUACGAUGUUGCAGCAAAACAGCUGUAUGUCAUUGCUCUCUCCUGCCUCCUCCUAGCUAGCAAAUUUGAAGAGAAAGAAGAUCGGGUGCCUAAAUUGGAACAGCUGAACAGUCUGGGCUUCAUGAGCAGCCUGCAUCUGGUGCUGAACAAGCGAGACUUGCUGCAAAUGGAGUUGCUGCUGCUGGAGACUUUCAACUGGAACCUCUGUUUGCCCACCGCGGCGCACUUCAUUGACUAUUACCUUUCGGGCUCCGUCCAUGAGAGUGACCUGCACAAUGGCUGGCCGCUGACUUCUAUCACCAAAACCAAAGCGUUCAUGGAAAAAUAUGCCCACUAUUUUUUAGAAGUUUCUCUUCAAGAUCACAGUUUUCUGACUUUUCGUCCAUCACUGGUAGCAGCUGCCUGCAUAACAGCUUCCCGUAUUUGUUUACACAUCAGUCCAUCCCUGACCACUCAUCUUCACCUACUGACUGGGUAUACUUGGGAGCACCUGACUGCUUGUGUUGAGCUCAUGCUGAUUGCCCAUGAUAAUGAUGUCAAAGAAGCCAACAAAACCAAAGGACAACAGCCAAGUCUACAGCAGCAAACAACAGUGCAACAGCAACAUCAACACCAGUCCUCACCGCAGCUCUUGUUCCAGCAGGGUCAAUAUCAACAUUUCGCCCAGAACUCAUCACAGCUUGUGCAGUUCCAUUCGCCGUUGCAAUCUCAGGCUUCAGUUCAGAGCCAUAGGAGCCAUGUGCAGGGUCGUCGAGCUGCCAUUGUCUCAGGAAGUACCAGCAACAGUUAUACACUACAGUCAUACCCAGGUUUCCAAGCCAACCUACAGUCCACUGUAAGGGCUCUGCCUGUUCAGGGACCUAUUGCUAUGCAGGUUGCCAUAACUACUGAGCCAAGACACUGCAUCACUGUGGCUUAUGGGAGUAAUUUUUUAAGUGGACAUCACACAUACUCAACUAGCUGUUUUGACAGAUGACAGUAAUUCUAAUAAUGCAUUUUCUGCUAUCUUCCCGAAUUAGUAAAUACUUUUUCAAUGUUUGAAACUCUCUGACAGGAGAUAUACAAUUUGCUAGAUGGAGUUAACUUUUUAUUUUGGAUAUGCAAAACAUGCAUUUACCAUGCAGCUUUCCUUGUUACAAUUUUUCUGGAAAUCUGCUAAUUAUUUUCAACUGAGAAUGCCUCAGUGUUGGUAUUCUGUGUGAAAAUUUUUGAGACUAAGUAGUCCAAUGGGAUGUCAGGAAGCCAUAUGAAAAUAUUUUGAUAGAUUUGGAUAAGCAAACAAUACUUUUUGUAGAGAAUUUUAAAGCUGCUGCCUUAACUCACUUAAAGGGCUGUUGUUACUGUGAUAUUUUUAUAUUGUUUACUUGAAAGCUAUGGGGGCACUUUUUGUUACUUGAAGGCAAUGCUGUUAGCCCCACUUGUGUUAAAUGUAACACAGGCUGCCUGUGAUUUUCUGGUGUUUUAACCCAGGGAGUAUUGAGAGACAUUUCAGAGUGCAAUAUGGUUUGUGUCUUAGCUGUACCUUCACUUUAAACUGUUUAUGGCACUGUAUUCCCAUUUCAAUCGCAUAAUUGGCAAGGCAAUGUUGCAGCAAUUGACUUUUAAUGUUAAGACUGCUGCUGUUCACAGUAGUAACUAACCAUCCCAGAUAAUGAUUGCCUGUUGCAAUUAUACUUUUUCAUUUCAAGAUGGAGGGCACGUGGUAUGAGAGAUGCACUCACUGGUUCAAGAAAUAUCACUGCUGUUCAGCAGAGGUAACCUACUGAAAAUUCUGAGUUUAGAAACAGCUGUUUAGGGGAUAGUUUAGUAACUUAGAACUGAUAUUUAAACCUUAUUUUAGAUUCAACACUGGCUGCUUAGUAAUGUAACAAAAUAACUUCGCUUGGUUCUAUCAAUAGUGAAUCCAAGAAGUUGGCACAACCAAACCAAACUAGGCGAAAGUCCUGUGUGCACAUGCAAGGGUAAAUUCCUCAAUGAUUAAAAGCUCAUUAGAUUUAAAACCUCUUCAGAUUUGACAGAAGGGACAAAAUGAUAAAUACCUCUUGCUGCUUUUGUUGAUCAGCUUAAAUACAAGGCAAUUACCUCAGGAUACUUGGGUUCUCCUUACAUAUGACCUAAGUUUCACCUUCACAGUAUUGAAGAUGACAAUGUGCAGUAUUAAGAGCACAGCAGACCUUAUUUACAUUUUGAUUUUUUAAAAAUCUGAAACAGAGGGAUCCAAAGAGGCUUAACUGCUUUCUGUAAAAUGUGUAAUAUUUUGGUUCUUUGUUAAGUUUAUUUGUGUGGGCUAUAUUUGAAACCAACGAAGGAAAUUCAUGCAAACAUAUUAGAAACUAUAAAAUUCAGAUCUAAAAAAGUAAAAAUUUGUAACAAUCAUUAAAAUCUUACGGCAAGUAGCUUUCAUUUUCAGUGUAAUUAACUUGAAUUUUUAAGACUUCAUAUUUAAGCUAAAACUGUUCAUCGAAGCAACUUGUUACUUAGCCUCAUCAAUCCCUUGUGGGGACACAGACAAGAAAGUUACCACAAAUGAUCUGAGAAUUCUGAAUUUUUAGAAAGGGAAUUCAUCUAAUCUGUCAUUCUUUCUCACUUUCCCAUUAUCUACUGCGAGAUUAUAUAUGUGUGGACGAAGUUGUAUUUGGCUGUGAUAAUUUCUCUGAAUUGCCCAGUUAGACCUGUCCAGGUACGUACAUGAAGAAUGACCCUAGGGCUAAACACCAGGGUUUGAUAUUUCCUGUAAUGGAGAGAGGCAAAAAAUGAGUCAGGCCCCUUUUGUGAUUUGCAUACACGGAUGUCUAGUUACAAUUCUGAACCUGUAGCUGAAAGGCAUAGGUUUAUUUUGGAUUUUACAAAAAACAUUACAGGAUGGAAGACUUGUUUAAGAGCUUCACCAUUUUAGCUUUUUCUGUUUGUAAUGUAGUGGAAGUUUUAGGCUCAUGGGGAGAGUGACUUAGUGCAACGAUGGUUUAGUUAGAUAUAAUGAAUUUUGUUUCAUUUCUGUGUGAUGUUAAGUCAUGUUCUAGCUAACUAUAGUUCUAAUCCACUUCAGCAACAGUUACUUUCAUGUAUGCUUCAUAGUCUUUUGGGGACAGUUUGGAGGUGAAUGUAAAAAGACAAUGAUGAAUAGUUUAAUAACUUGGAGUUUUAGUUAAAAACGACUGUUAAUGUACGUGCUUAAGUGUCAAUCAAACUAAAAAGUCCCACUCCCAAUUAAGUUACUCUAGUAUGGGAUAUGAACAGUACUGUUGCCAAUCAUGUAGGGGCUAUGCAUUCACCCUUGGGUUGCACAGAUUAAUCAAUUUGUAGAUCAGUUAUCAUCACAGCCACACAGCAGUUGAUUGAACUGCUGUCUGUAUGGGGCUGAUCACUGCUGUCCAUGUGACUGGGAGUAGCCAGAGGGCAGGCUCUGAUUUUUAUUUCAGGGCAAUGACUGACAAGAUUUUUCAAGGCAGCUGGUAUUUAUUCAGCAUGCUGCCAUGUUAUGACAUCACUGUAUUUGACCCCAAAUGUGUGCUGACCCAGCAGUUUGUACUUCUUUCUUUUUAAAAAAAAGGUAGUUUUAAUGUGUUCACAAGUUCAACUGUUGAGAAAUUAUUUAUUUUUAAAAAGAAAUAUGUAAAUGUAAUACAUUGGGAUGAAUUCUCCAGCAGGUCAUUUUUGGCCUGUGAUCAAGUUUUGAUCUCAAUCUGCCUGAAGUUCUUGGUCUGCUUAUUUUUUAAAAGCUGUUUAAUUUAACUAAACAAUCUCAUUAGAAGGCAGGUCUGUUGAGGAAUGACUACCCCAGAGACAUUUCACACAGUAUGGGACAGUGUAUUUAAAAGUGCCUUUUGCAUCUAAAUCUUUAAUUUUUAACGUUUUGUAAGUGUAAAUUGUUGUUCAGGUAGCACCAGAGGUUUACUUAUACAAAUUUAAGAAAUGAAUGCCUAAUUACUUUUAAGGCUUACAGCCAUUUUUAAAUUGGACUUUCAUCUUAUCAUAAGUCAUGCAUUGGUUUUCUUAAAAGUACAUUGAAUGAAAGUAGUUGGGGGAGUUUGAUAAAAGACACAUAGUGUGGCUGGUAUUUUAGGAGGUUGGAAUCUUAUGCACAAGAUUUACCAGACUGGUGGAAUGAGACACAGUCUUUCAAAUACAGUCAUUGUUUUGAGACUUUGAGAUGACUGAACACACAGUUGAGAAUGUAUUAUAUGUGUUGGUGCGUAUACAGUCUAUUAAUUAGAUAUUGCAACCAGUAACUACUUUACUGAAUAGAAGUAGGGGAAUAUACUUUGUAUUAAACAAGACAGGAUAAUGUCAGAUGCAUUCUAGUGAAUAUAUGAAGGAAUUGUGAAACAAGUUGCAAAUGUGACAAUACUGUCAAACCAUGAGAAACCAAGUGGAAAAACUAGUGACCAAAAAUAUUACUGUAGUUCCGAUCCAUUAUACAAAGUUAGAUCAUUUUAUUCCUGUCCAGAGAUGUACUGUUUUAGAGGGACCUCUUUAACAGCACAGUAUGCCAAAUAUCCAUGUACUUUCCAAUGUAAGACAAGAGUCAAAUACCUGCUGAAACACUAAUUUUGCUAGCAAUUUUAUUUAAAUAAAUCUUAGAUCUGGCUAUUUGAAGUUUAAACAAAUGUGACUGAAGUAAAAACCUGUGUACUUUUUAAAAUAAAUGCCAGUCUAUUAAUUCCUGUUUUCCCACUUCGUAUUUACAUUCAAAUCUGUCUCUUUAAUCUCAUAAAUAGUUUCGAUCCUGGGCAUGACCACUUGAUUGCUUCUGUUCUUUUCUAGUUUUGUUCUCUCUUCUCCAGAUCAGUAUUCAUCUAUUACAUUCAGUCAUUAUGUUGAACUUGACCAAGUGUAGCAAAGCGUAGCAUGAAUUACAGAAUCUCUUAGUCCCAUCUUCCAAACUCAUCACUUCUACCACUUUGAAGAAUAAUACAAGUAAAUGGAUGAAAACACCCACCUGCAAUAUACCUUGAAAGUUACUCACCAGCCUGGAACCAUAUGCCUUUCCCUUUAUUGUGAUUCAUUCGAAGUCCUGAAACUCUCCUAAGUAAUGGUGUGGAUAUGUCUAUACCACAUGGGCUGCAAGGCAUCAAGAAGAUGGCUCCUCAUCACUUCUGUAAAGGCAACUAGGAGUGGACAUUUAAUUCAAAACCAAAGAACUGCGGAUGCUAUAAAUCUUGAGACAAAAACAGAAAUUGCUGGAGAUAUGCAACAGAUCUGGCAGAAUCUUUGGAGAAAAAUGCAGAGUUAAGGUUUUGGGUCCAGUAACUCACCUUCAGAACAGUUGAGUUCUGAGGAUGUGUCACUGACCAAAAUAUUAACUCUGCUUUUUCUCCAUAUUGAAUUAGCUGUAUUUAAAUUCCCAAAAAGCAUUCAACAAAGUUCAACAGAAAAAAUUAUUGCGCAAGAUAAGAUUUAAUGGCGUUGAUGUUAGUAUAAGUGUGGGUAGUUCACUAUCAGGCAAUAGAGUUAAGCAAAAUAGGUCAUUUUCAGAAUGGUGAACUGUAGCUAAUAGCAGUCAGGGCUGGUGCUUCAACUAUUUGCAGUUAAUAUUGAUGAAUUUAUUGGAGAGCAUGUCCUUUAGCCAAAUAAUGCUGAUCUUAAAAAUAGGUAUGAAUGCAGUUUGUGAGGAACAUGCAAAAUCUCUGCAAAGGCAUAUUGAUGGAUUAAGUUUCUUCAUCUCACUGUACUUUGAGUCUGUUCCCUGCUUGAUGGUCUAUAAAUACGUGGAAGAAACAGUUUUUAGGAGUUUCCAUAUUACAGUAUCAAUGGAUCUUUUAAAAUAUAGCAGGAUCUGGUUCAGGUCUUUACCAGACCCUAAUCAGUUUUUCCAUAUCUAACAGAGUACCAAGUUUAUUUGAAAUUGAAACAUUAGUUUCGUUUUGUGAUGUACUGUUUGAAAAUAGUCAAGGAUGAAAAUAUUGCAUCUGUUGAUCUUCAGUGGCAGAAGUGAUUGAGCAGGCAAAUGGAAUAUUGACAUUCGUUGCAAAGGUGUUCCCGAUAUAAAGGAAGGUAAAUUUUAAUGUAACCAUACAGAACAUUGAUGUGAAUACACCUAGGGUACUGCAUAAGGGUUUUGUUUUCCUUAUUUAAGCAUAAUUUUGCAUUGGAGAGAGUUCAGAGAAGGUACAUUUGGUUGAUUCUGUGGAUGAAAGAGAUCUAAUUGGGCCUAUACUCGAAGACGUCCAGAAGAAUGAGGCAAUCUUAUUGAAGCAAAAAAAUUCUUUGGGGGCUAGACAGGGUUGAUGCUGAGGGGAGGAUCUCAACCUAGAGAGUAGUUUCAAAAUAAGGGGCCCCCUUUUAAAGGCAGUGAUGAGGAGAAGCUUCCUGUCUGAGGGUCUUUAAUCCUUGGAAUUCUGUACACAGAGAGCAAUGAAGGUGGACUCACUGAAUGUUUAAAUCCAAGGCAGACUGAGUUUUGAUGUACCAAGGAUUCAACAGUCAUGUGGGAAGCAUGGGCCAAUAAUGUAGACGUUCAGAAGUUACCACCAACAAUAUUGCAACUCCUUCACAAGUGCCUGAAUUAUUUGUCCACACCAACUCCACAAACUAACCAAUGGCAAUCAACUGAAUUGAUAAACACAUUUGCUCUCAUGCUUUUAGUCUCACUAUAAAAUCCUUGGAAAAUUAUGCUUUUUGAGUGAGCUGUUAUUGCAUUUUUAAUGGAAUACUAUGUAAUUAAUGCUGAACAUCCUGACUAGCUCAAAGAAGCUAAUUUUAUACUUGU